AUGCACGACAUGCUGUCUCUCCGCUACAAGCUCAAGCAUGAUUGUCUCUUCUGCGCUACAGCAGCAGCAGCAGCAGCAGCAAACGCCCUUCCAUGCUGCUUGAGCGAGAUCAAAUGGCACCUUGACGCUCGGUACCUUGCUCAACAUAUUAGGGGCCCAGUAGUUGCAAAGCUCAUCCUUCGUCCUCCAAAGCUAUCGGUGACACGUUAUCGACGCCCAUCUUGA
Messenger RNA from Morchella sextelata, 225 nucleotides. RefSeq lists its product as uncharacterized. The transcript has 2 exons. The coding region runs from base 1 to 225 and encodes 74 amino acids. Lineage: Eukaryota; Fungi; Ascomycota; Pezizomycetes; Pezizales; Morchellaceae. The record is from RefSeq and is a predicted model, not a curated record.